AUGAGCGGCCCUUUCAAACGCCGCCCUUCCCUGAAGACCCUACCCUCGGUGGGUCUACCAUCAGACGCCGGCAUUCGCAGGGCUUCCAUUCGCCGCCAGUCGUCCGUAGGCCUGAAGACAGUGCCUGCUGCUCAACAGGAGGUACCAUGGGACAUGCUCGACAGAUGCACCUUGCCCGUUCUCUUCUGUCACGCAUCAGCCAUCAUCCUUAGCACCACGCUCAACGUUCUGCGUAUAUCCGACGUGUCUACGUUCACCCUGUUCAUAUGGUUCACUAUCGUGACGAUAGGGGCUGUACUGUUCUACCACAAUUUGAAGAACGAAAAGAGCUAUACCUCCAGAGGAAUGGGAGAAGCAAGUCAGACCAAAUAUACGGAAUGCGGUCUUGAAGAUGACGUUUGGAGAGAUAAAGAGGCAUGA
Molecule: messenger RNA, 420 nt
Organism: Acanthoscelides obtectus
Lineage: Eukaryota; Metazoa; Arthropoda; Insecta; Coleoptera; Chrysomelidae
Source: the annotation of a GenBank genome assembly